UUGACCGCAAGGGGUAUGCUUGAUCUAAACACAUCGGCUAGAGGACAACUCACACAACAAGUACAGUAUUCUCAACGUUUUUAGGGGUUUAAUGUUUUAUUGUGUCAGCUCUCAUCCAAUCUGCUCCUAUCUGAUAACUGAAUGUGAGCAUUAUAUAUAAUUCGUUUUGUGUAACAAGUUAAAUAUAAAAUUUAAGGAAACAUCCAGACGAGAAAGAAAUAAUAAUAUAGCUGGGUCAAGGUUGUAAGGUACUGUAAGCAUUCGGUAGUGAGCUAAACACACAGCGAGUAGAUAACCUGUUUUCCGACACAAACGGAGUUUUCAAUAACAAUGGAGAAACCUACAUCAAUUGAAAACCCGGCAUUUGAUCCAAAUGAUGAUGAUUCUCUUGCCAGCCCAUCAUUUAUACAAACACAGUCUACUAAAACCAUUUUUGUCGACAAAUCACCGUCCACUCCGAAGAAGAACCGAAGGCGUUGCUUAUGCACGCCGACAGACUGGGAAAUGUCCGUGUACGAAAUUGUUAUGAUUGUGUUGACGGUGGUGGCGCUUGUUAUAGGCGUGUCAUUAGCGAUUAGGUUUACAGUGUUCUAUAAUAGCCACAGCUCACUCACGGAUGACGUCGUCGGAGUGAAUGAUGUGAAAGGUAAAACACAAGUAGAUUCUGUUAUCAAAAGACAUGUUAUGAUCCCGCCACCACCAGUUCCUCCAUGUGCACCUUGCCGCCUUCGCGGUAGCUACGACGAGUAGAGGCCUACCACUAUUUACCCUACCCAUCCAUCUGAAGAAACACAAUGGAAACUAUAAGCUAAAUAAUCUUGCUCCAAAUGGUUCUCUUACGAGUUGACAUCAGCCUGAAUUUACGUCCGCAUAAGCCUUGCAGUACAUCAGAGUUUCAGACAAUAAAACAUCCAGUGUACGGCAUCCGGUGUUUGGAUGAUCUGAUUUUUACGCACACAAUAAACGACGUGGGUUUAAGUAUGAGAAUGUCACGAGUAGGCAAUGAUUGCAAGGCUGCCGUAAUUAUAUAAAAGUUGGAAACCUUUGUACGUAUAUGUUUUGUAAUUCUGUCUCGAGGGGUAAGAUGUUAAUGUAUCUAUAAUUUUCAACGUUAAAAACCUCAAUUUUAUUCUUUUGAUUUAUAGGAAAUGCAAUAAAGUUGUCUCUUCGUACUUCAUAACAUGACAUUGAAGAAUGAAAUUCAUAACUAUUUAGGUUAAGCGUAUUAUGAUUCGUAGGAACUUUAGUCAUGAUUAAACCAUGGAGGUAUACCUCCAUGAUUCGACUAACACCUCAAUUUCGCUCCCAGUUUUGCUACUGUACUUUAUGACACUGCUUUACAAGAACAGGAAGUGCUCAGACAUGUAGUGUACAGAGUGAUGCACGCCAUUUAUAGGUCUACAAUAUUGUAGGUCCAUAGUAAAAACAAUUCAUAGCGUUUAAUCAUCCAAUAGGAGCGUACAAACUAAAGGUGGCAGCAUACUAGAAGAAGUCAUACUUCAGAUUUUGGGAUUUUUUUGGGUUAUGGAUACUCAGCAAUACAUCAAAGGAAUUGCUCACUUGCAACAAACUUAGCACUGGAAAUCAUCACUACUCUUAUAGACUCGAAAUGCAGCUGUUCGAAGCCAUUACAAAAAGCGUUCUCCUGUGCGGUCGAAACAUGGAAUAUAGAAAAUCGGUAAAAAAUGUAGUCCGCAAAAACUGUUAAGCAUAUCACUGAACUAACACGGAUUGUACAGGGGAAUACAUAAACCUAAAACAUCACAAGACGUCCAUGGUAUGCAGAACCUUUCAAGUGAGAGGAAGGCACAUAAUUUUUGAAUUGGUCGUCUGGAAGCAUUACAAGCAAAAUAGACCAAAAUGGCGACUCUAAGAAAUAUUUUUUUGGACUAGUUGCUUAAAAGAGACAGGAAAAUGAUAGACACUUGCAUGCAAGACAGACUGUUCUGGUUAACCAUUGUAUAAUCCCGACAGCAAAUAAAAAAAUAAAUAAAUAAUGUAUAUAGUUUUACGUAUGAUGAAAUAAAAUGAAUCUAGAUUCUCAGGAAAUUUUGGGGGAUCUUGAAUCUUGACUGAAUGAAUAAAAGUCCGUAAUUUUACUAUAAUCCCAGAACGAAAAAUACUUAUAAAAAAGUUAGGCCCUGGCUAGCAAACCUGAUGAUUGUUGCCCGGAAAACAAAAUGUAGCCAAGAUUUAUGGCCUGCAGUAUGCUUAGAUAUAGGCUAGAUUACUUAAAAAGGUGAUUUGAUUUUAAAUUCAAGUUAUUUAUGAAGCUUAUUGGAAAAUAGUGACCCUAAGCAAACAUUAUUACCUUCAGUUGUUAUUCCCUUCAUGUAUUUUUUUUUAUAAGAACGACUUAUUCAGAUCAAUAUUUUCCAAUAUUGCCCUAAAAAGAAAAUGUUUAUUAUUGCAAAUUUCUUAAAACAAUUCUUCUGACCCUAUCCUUUCAUAAAAGUGUCAACGUUUUUUUUUUAUUAUACAUUUAUGGACCUCGAUAAAAAAAAACUUUAGAUUCACAAAUAUAAUAAAAAAACCCUCUGAGACACCAUACAUCUAUGGGUUGAAGUAUCUUGACAUAAAAAUCCGAUGGGAAGGAAAUCAUUAUCCAUCUAUUCUGAAAUCCCUGUUUAAGAGUGGCCAUCUCAGCAAACGUCAAUUAAUUGUAACUUGCUAUUCUACAACAGGAUCGCUGAUUGCCAUUUUGGGAGUAUUCCAAUACUAUUCUUAAUUACAAGAUCAGAAAAUAA
Molecule: messenger RNA, 2747 nt
Organism: Anneissia japonica
Lineage: Eukaryota; Metazoa; Echinodermata; Crinoidea; Comatulida; Comatulidae
Exons: 4
Coding region: 331-750 (139 amino acids)
Source: RefSeq, a predicted model, not a curated record